Messenger RNA from Fraxinus pennsylvanica, 1116 nucleotides. The record is from the annotation of a GenBank genome assembly. NCBI's taxonomy places the organism in Eukaryota, Viridiplantae, Streptophyta, Magnoliopsida, Lamiales, Oleaceae.
AUGGAAGAAAAUGUGUUUGGCACAAAUGAUCCAAACCCUAGAACCACCGCCACCGCCACUGCGGAUAACACUACCGUUGAUCCAACCCUCCAACGGAAGAAUGCUGCAAUGCUGGAACGCCUCUCCAAUCGCCACCAAUCACGGCUGGCCGGAAAAUCCGACCCUGACUCCACAAACCUUAAUGCGCCACCCUCAUUCGAGUCUACCGAAUCCUUCCUCUCAAAAUUCUCUCAAUCUAAGGUCUCCAUUGAGUCCUGCCUCUCCCAGCUCCACCAACAACAAGAAAACCGAAUUCCUGGCUCCGAUUCGAACCGGAAAACCGAUAUGGAGAAAAUCUCCCUCUCAAUUUCUGACCUAGAGAAGUUUGUUGCGGAGAAUUCUUACUUCUUGCCAUCCUACGAAGUUCGUACGUGCCUCAAAACCAUUGCCGAUCUCAAGCAAUCCCUCGAUGAUGUCACCUCCCUCGUCAUCCCCAAGAAAAAAUUCUCCUUCAAAAAUAAACCCUCCAAAAAACCCACUAAUCCGGUUCAGGAAGAUACCGUCUCUGAGAAGAACCUGAAUGUGGGAUCUUCUGAUUUGGGAUUUAAGCAUUUGAUAAUGUCACCGGGGUUUAGGGAUAAAGAGAAGGAGGUAUUAGUCAAGGAAUUUGAUAAGAGUGAUACGCAGGGACAAAAUGGGGAAUUCACGUUAUCGGGUUUGAGGGAUUGUGAGGUGAGAUUGAAGGGUUGUUUAAGGGCUCUGUUUAUGGAUAGAUUGACAAAUUGUAGGAUUUACGUUGGGGCAGUGAUGGGGUCAGUUUUGAUAGAGGGCGCGGAGGGGUGUGUUUUUAUAUUGGCUUCACAUCAGAUCAGGAUUCAUAAUGCAAAAAAUUGUGAUUUUUAUCUUCGAGUUAGAAGUAGACCCAUAAUUGAGGACUGCAAUGGGGUUAAAUUUGCGCCAUAUUGUCUGAACUAUGAAAGGAUUGAGAAGGAUCUUGAGGAGGCAAAUCUUGGAGAGGAGACGGCUAACUGGGCAAAUGUGGAUGAUUUUCGGUGGUUGAGGGCGGUGCAAUCCCCAAAUUGGUCGAUUUUGCCCAACAAUGAGCGAAUUCAGACGGUGGAUAUUUCGAUUUCUUGA